GUGCCUCGCCGGUAGCCCCGCUGGGCGGUCGGUCGCCUCGCCGCUAGCCAGCCCCAUGAGAUUCAAUGCUAAGGAUCUGGCUUUGCUGGCCAGGCAACCAUCAGGUUGCUUUGACAAGGAAGGAAAACUGAAGAUUUGCAGAGUGGUCGGGGACAAAAAAUUACUAGAACCGAAAGAGAGAUGGUGCCGCCUGAAAGGAAAUCUGCUCUUUCUGAUGAAAAAUAAGAGUUCUGAAGCCUCAGAAGUGGUAAUCCUGGAGCGCUGCUGGAUCGUGGAGUUCAGGACUAAAACAGAUGUUUCAAUAGUUCUCAAGUUUCAGAGUGGAGAACCAGACCUUUACCUGGAAGCUGCAUCAAAGCCAGAGUGUGAAUCCUGGGCUGUGGCACUGGGAGAGGGAAACUCAGAAGGGUUGCGGAAUAAAAUUCAACACCUCCGGAGGUUGAUCAUGGAAAUCAAAGAGGAGAGAUCAUCAGAUGAAGCACAACACUUUCUCCCUUCAUCCCAAGCAGACAGUUUAGGAGAGCCACAGUUUACAAGUAUUCAGAGAAUUGCAAAUGAGCCAAAGCUGGAGUUCAGUCUUGCAUGCAAGGAUCUAGUGGCUGCUACCCGUGAUCGGAAGCUGAAUACGUUCAUACAAGUCUCAGUGGUGCAUCCAGCAGAGCACAUUGUGACGAGGUAUUCCAGCACUGAAAUCGUGGAGGGUACAAGAGAUCCACUGUUUCUGACUGGUGUGACAUUCCCACCGGAAUAUCCCAUCUACGAGGAGACUAAAAUAAAACUCACAGUCUAUGAUGUCAAAGAUAAAUCUCAAGACACGGUCCGCACCAGUGCCCUACCUGACCACAAGGACCCAAGAGCAGAUGUUGGACGAAGCUUCCUGGGCUGUACAACUUUUAAAGUAGGAGACUUGGUGAAGUCAAAGGAGCAACAGCUGACCCUUACCCUCAGGACAUCUGAUGGUGGAAAGACAGUUGGUACCAUUGAAGUCAAUCUUGUGAAGAUGAGAGAGGUAGAAGAUGGGGAAACAGACCACAUUGCAACAGACACCAAGGAUCAAAAGUGUGCAUUGGUUCGUGAAUGUACAGUCAGUGAAGGUGUAAGUGGCAAAGACAACUUGCCUUCCCUAAAUGCAGUGUUAAAAAACCCAAUUUGUAAGUUAUAUAGAUUCCCUACUUCUGACAACAAGUGGAUGAGGAUCCGGGAGCAGAUGGCUGAGACCACCCUCUCUUUCCAUGUUCCCAAAGAACUGAUCAAUCUGCACAUAAAGGAGGAUAUGAGAAGGAACCAGGAACUUAAAGACUUGGGAGAACUUGCUCCUCACUGGGACAACAUGCGCAGAAGUGUUAUUGCUCACUGUGACCAGAUGCUGAGCAUGUACCAGGAUACUCUGGCAGAGUUGGGGAAGCACACAGGUUCUUCCUUUAAAUCAAGCUGUAGCAAAGGAGAAAAAACAUUAGAAUUCAUCCCAAUAAAUCUUCAUCUGCAAAGAAUGCACGUGCAUAGCCCUCGAUUGAAAGAUGCUCUGUAUGAUGUGAUCACUGUGGGAGCCCCAGCAGCCCAUUUCCAAGGAUUCAAGAAUGGAGGUCUCCGAAAACUGCUGAGUAAAUUUGAGGCAGAAAGACGAAAUACUGGAUACCAGUGUAUUUACUACUCACCUGAAAACACAGCCAAGGCAAAAGAAGUUCUCAGCAACAUCAGUCACCUACAGCCUCUCAUAUCAAGCCAUGCAGACCUGCUGCUUAAUUCUGCAAGCCAGCAUUCUCCAGACAGCUUGAAGAAUUCCUUAAAGAUGCUUUCAGAAAAAACAGAGUUAUUUGUGCAUGCAUUUAAGGAUCAGCUGGUCAGAAGUGCCCUUUUAGCACUGUACACAGCUCGGCCUGGCUGUGUCCUCAAGAACCCAGCUGUGCCUAGGAAUAGUGCAGAAGAAGGGGGUGAUGUGCAGCAUCAGGAGCAUCCUGCUCAGAUUAAAAGACAGGACUCUAUCCCACAUCAUUCUGAGUAUGAUGAGGAGGAGUGGGACAGGGUGUGGGCCAAUGUGGGAAAGAGUUUAAACUGCCUUAUUGCCAUGGUGGACAGACUGCUGGAAAAGGACAUCAGCAACACCAAAGAGGGUGAAAAUGACCCUUCAGCAGCAGAUUGCAAGGUGUUGCACACAGGGGGUGACUGGUAUGAGCAGCUUUAUCCCCUGGUGAUUACACUGAAGGACUGCAUGGGGGAGGUGGUGACCAGGGCAAAGCAGUCAAUGGCAUUUGUUCUGCUUCAGGAACUUGCCUGUGGUUUGCCCCAAUGUUUGAUGCUGACCCUAAGAAGAGACAUUGUCUUCAGUCAAGCACUUGCUGGAUUGGUCUGUGGGUUUAUAAUCAAACUGCACACAGGUUUACAUGAUCAAGGAUUUUUGCAACAGCUUCAUACUGUUGGAUUGCUUGUACAAUAUGAAGGACUCCUCAGUACUUAUAGUGAAGAAGCAGGGAUGCUAGAAGACAUGGCUGUGGGAAUUGCAGAUUUGCAGAAAGUAAUGUUUAAAGUCAUAGAAGCCAAAUCAGAAGAUUUUUUGCCUGUUAUAACAGGCAGGCGUGAACAUUAUGUUAUAGAGGUCCAGCUUCCAGCAAAGAUGUUUGAGUUGCUGCCCCAGGAGAUUAAAGAAGGAAAACUCCUUCGUAUGUAUCCAGUCCUCUUUAAUGUUGGAAUCAAUGAGCAGCAAACACUUGCAGAGAGGUUUGGAGAUACCACUUUGCAGGAAAACAUUAACCAGGAAAACUUAGAACUUCUAAAAGAAUAUUACAAGCUGUUUACAGAAAAAAUGCCUCCUGAUUGUCUGCCACAUUUUCAAGAACAAAAUGACUUAAAGGGUUUGCUAGAAAAUCUCCAUCAAAAUAUCCAGUGCAAAAAGAGAAAGAAUGUGGAAAUCAUGUGGCUGGCUGCUACGAUCUGCCGCAAGCUGAACGGGGUUCGCUUCACCUGCUGCAAAAGUGCCAAGGACCGCACGUCCAUGUCGGUGACCCUGGAGCAGUGCUCCAUCCUGAGGGAUGAGCAUCAGCUCCACAAAGACUUCUUCAUUCGUGCCCUGGAUUGUAUGAGAAGAGAAGGAUGCCGCAUAGAGAAUGUACUGAAGAAUGUCAAAUGCAGAAAAUAUGCAUUCAACAUGAUACAGCUGAUGGCUUUCCCAAAGUACUACAGACCUCCAGAAGGGACAUAUGGAAAAGCUGACACCUAAGUUAAUAAAAGUGUAAUCAGGAACAUAUAUCGUGCUAAUUAGUGGGUAUAAAAAUUGCUGUUUAUGACUUAAUUGGAAAUGUGUAACCAGUUGAGGUGUUAUUUUUAUCAGGUUUUAUUUUUUUACAGGAAAAUAACUCCUAUUAGUCACUAUGAAAUAAAAUAUGAUGAAAGAACUGUGGAAUGAGUAUUCUCAGAACCCAAUAUUCAGCUUUUCUUUGCAAGUUGGAGCUUAGGAUUCCAGCAGGAGUUAGGUUUUUUUAGGUAGUUUGAUGGAAGGCUAAAAUUGGGAAAUGUCUUUUGCUGUGGGAGCUGAGGUUAAGAGUCAGGAAGGUGCAUUCUGACUCUGAUCCAAAAUCUGAUUUAAGGAGUCUCUUCUGCUGGAAGUUUUGUUUUCUGGAGCCAGCAUAGAUAACACCAAGGUCUUGAUCACUAUGAUUCAAUUCUUCACAUAAUUUUUAUCCAAGAUACUAAUGUUAACACCUGACCUAAAUAUAAUUUUGUUAAUGAUGUUUAGUGUAUUUACAGAUGCACAGUAACUUCAUAAUAUGUUUUGAGCAAUUACAACCUGUAAUUUCAUUCUGGUUCCUUGCACUUCAUUUGGAUAUUUCAUUCUUGGCUUUCUACACCACAGCCAAAACCCACUUAUUUCACUUUCACAUAACUCCCAUUGAGGUGAGAGGGAUUAAUUCUUCAAGGAAGGUGACCUGAGUUUGACCUGUCAUGUUUCUUCUUACUGUGAGCACUUAAAACUAGAUUUUCUGCAGUGGUAGGGAAAAUGAGUUGUACACACAGCAGUUAAUGUAUCUUUAGUCUUUAAAAACAUGGAUUUUUUUUUUUUAGAGCCUAAGAUAUAUGUUAUAAUUAUGAGUAACCUGCUGUAUGAGGACUAGUUAGGCACUGCAGCUGAUUUAUAUCCAAUUUGGAGUGCUGCAUGUGGACACUCGAGGACAAAGAACUAUCAGCUUUAAAAAUUAUUGUUAAUGGUUCUGCCAGCUCGUGUUAGACCUGAAAUUUGUCAUCCAAAGAACAUUUGUGUUUUCUAAUUGUAUCUAUUUAUUGGCACCUUCUGCCUCCCAGAGAGAAAUACAGUUUUAAAGCUCCAAGUAUUCCCUGGUAUAGACCAUUAUGUAAUUCUGAGGAAAAAAAAUAUGUAGAUCAGAAGUGUGAGAACUUUAUCUUGAUGAAACUCUACUGGGAAUUUGAGCAUCUAUCUGAAAUAGUAAUUGCCACAGAUAAAUAAGUUAAUGUUUGCUUGCUCCUCUAGAAGUCAAAGAAGCCUUGAUGCACUGUGAGCUAUAAUUUGGGUUUUUUUUAAUCCAUUAAUGCCCAGUACUGAGCAUAUAUCUGUAACUAUGCUUAGAAAAACACAUAUGUAAGAGCCUGAUUCUGCUAACUCUGGCUGGGUGAUUACAUGAAAGUGAUCUGCUGUAUGGAUAAAAUUAAACCCAUUUUGUAUAUUUGCAAGAUGAGAUUUGGGGCUUGUAGUAGAACAUCAGAAGUAAUUUUUGUUCCAAAACUUAGUGAUUUCAUUGAAGCCAAGAAUUCAUUUACACAAUAUGUUUAUCAAACUAAUUGGAACUUUUUUC
Calypte anna (Anna's hummingbird) is the source of this 4802-nucleotide messenger RNA. RefSeq names its product inositol polyphosphate-4-phosphatase type II B (gene INPP4B). The record is from RefSeq and is a predicted model, not a curated record. Gene Ontology annotation, cellular component: cytoplasm. The transcript has 27 exons. Gene Ontology annotation, molecular function: phosphatidylinositol-3,4-bisphosphate 4-phosphatase activity. NCBI's taxonomy places the organism in Eukaryota, Metazoa, Chordata, Aves, Apodiformes, Trochilidae. Bases 56 to 3214 code for a protein of 1052 amino acids.